AGUGCCCCUGAGUUCAAUCCCCGGUACCAAAAAAAAAGAAAGAACAAAUCCCACUGACCACUCUUCUGGGGACUCACUGGGCUUUCAUAUCUGCAAGUCUCUUCUCCCUCUAACUUCUUAGGACAGAAGGAGUAGGGAUUCUUGUCUCUACUUUUAAUACAGGAGUGGUGCAGCCUCCAGAAGGCUGUAGAUUUAUAUAAAUUACACAGCAUGACCAAGGACACAGAGCUCAGAUCUGUGGACUGGCUCAAAGAUAAGGGCCCUUGGCAUCACAGAAACAUUCACCUGUGAACUUAGUGUUUGCUUUAUGUGAAUGAAGGAUGGGAAUAUCUGAAGGCAAUUGACCUUAUCUUUCUCUUUUGUCCCCACCUUGCCCCACCCCCAACAGUUGGUAAGUUUUCAGCAUGGCUGGGGAGUAUACACACAGAAAGUGAACCUUUCUAUGGCAGAGGGACAGUAUGGAAGUGGUUGGUCUGGAGAUGAAGGGAGACUUGCUUAGAAGCUGCUGAGAGCUCCCAAGAAGACAGAUAAUGCUAAGAGAAUAGGGGUUGAGGAGGAGGAACGGGGAAAAUCACUAACAAUAUCAUGCAUCUGUCUGUUCCUGAUAAUUUUCAUUGGUAAUAAGAAUAGUGCCAGGAUGACAAAAGAGGUAGCAGGUGCUGCUGAGAUUUCCCUUAGGAAAAGAAUGAUGUAUGAAGCUGUUUGUGGCUGUUGUUUGGUAGACAGUUGGCAUAUACAGGCCUCCAUAGGAGAGUGGGAACAGCAGCAAAGGCUUUCACUGUAUUGUGGUCAGAAGCACAUGAGAGACUAGGGAAAGAUGAGAGGAAGUUGCUGAAAGUCAAAUACCAGGACCCAAAUUGCAAUGUCUUGGAGGUAGGAAUGUGACCCUGAAGGAAGGGCAGUGUACUAGUCUAGGAUUAACCCAUUCUGACUUCUAAACAGAGAUCAGUCUCCUUCAUCGUAGAUUAGGAAAGCAGCUAGACCAGCCCCUUUUUGAAUGCAGCCUCAGCUCAGACCCACUUGUAAUUGGCACUCAGGAAUAUUAGGAGGGGAAGCAGCAGCAUGGUGGGUAUUAAGUGCCUGCUCUGUGCUAGGUGGAAAUGGUAGCAUGCUUUGCACUCAAAUCAUUUCCUGUUCACAACAGCCUUUUAAUAACCGAAGGAGUUGCUUCAUUUUUAUUAUUGAUGAACUAAAGUUUAGGUAAGUCAAACAAUGAAGUGCAAGAGCAAAGAUAAAAACAGUUCUGUCUGGCCCAGAGCCAGUUUGCAAGUUUGCAGUGCCCCACCCAGCCUUGCCACCCUGCUCCUCUGGAUCUGUCACAUAGGAACAAACAAGGACUGUGACAGAAUACAGAACCAGCCACCCAUGGAUUUAAUAUUCCCUUUUAAGAAAUGAACUACAAGAUGUAACUAUGACGUCAGUUUGGUAUUUAGAACCAACCAUGAGACAAAGCUUACAAAAAUGUUUACCUGAAUUUAGACUACAUUAAUAGGAAUAUUAAUGUAUCCUAUAUAAAACAUCCAGAUCAAAACCUGUUCUAAUAUACAAAUGUAUAAGUUCCAAGAUGCCUUGCUUCAAAGAGGGGAGCACUUCCCAUUGGGCAAAAAAGAUUAGAAUGGAAGAAUGAAAUGUCUUUAGACACUAAAGAUAUUCUGUGAGGCCUAAUGGAGCAAACUAAGAUACCCACCCGGUGGAUGCCACAGGGAGACUGAAGCCAGCUCAGCAUAAGGAUAAAUCUAUCCAAAGACUCUCUCAGGAAAUGGUAAGUUCCCUGGGUCUGGGGUGUGAAAGUAAUCACAGCUAAUGUUUUGAGGAUACCUGCUGCUUGCCAGAUCCUGUGCUGGAUGGAUUACAAAAGGUAUCUUGAAUAAUGCUUACCCUAGGAAGUAAUUCCUUUUAAUGUUCCCAUGUUAGAAACCUGAAGUUUAUAGAGGUAGAUAGCUGGACCAGGGCUGAGUCAGAGACCCAUUAUGCCAUUCACCAUAGGCUGGAACCCCAAACUGGAACCCGUGCUCAGGAAGGGAUUCUACAAUUAGCAGGAAACUGCACGACAUAAUAAAAGUGCCUCCCUGAAUAGUUGUUAUUCUGAUGUUUCCUAAGGCAAGAUUCAUGUUGCCUUGCCUCAGCGUCAGAGCCAGGUAGAGGCUGUACUGUCCACAAGGAGGUGAAACAAAAUGACAGUCCAGCUCCACAGUAUCCUUCUGCUGCCAUUGCGAGUCAGGGCUUCAGGACCUCUCACCCUCCUAGGUUCCUCCUUGAAAGAGCUAUGCUGAAAAAGAAAAUGACUGGACCUGGUAGUAAGGAACAGUGGCCACAGGGUGGCAGCAGAGCUAUAGCUGCGAAGGUCAGUUCCCAAGAAGAGUGGAGAGGCAGCACUGUCUAGUGAAGAUGGGUCUGUCCACAAAGAUGUGAAGCCAUCUCUGCUCUUUGGGCUCCAAAACCCCAUCAGUCUCCUGUAUCUCACUUUUCUGUCCACAGUCAACUCUCAGAGUGGUGAUUCCAGGUUUAACCUUCCCAAAGGCAGGGGUGUGACUAGGCUGUAUGAUUCUGACUGCUGACCCAGGCAGGGAAGGGACCAGGCUAUAUCACCCUGGCCAACUCUGACCUGGGUCCUUCCCAUUCUCCCUCCCAUCCAGGACAUAACAUCUAGCCUUCUUGACAGGAGUCUGUCUAUGCUUAAGUCUACAAGUUAGGAAAGGAGUGAUCAAUUGAAGCUCUCCAACCUGUUGAGGGAUUGGGGAUUCUUAAGGCCCCCUAGGGCCUGGCUCUGACAAAACAUCUGCAAUAAAUGAUGUUUCUUGAGCUCUGGAGACAGGAUUUAUGCAUCUAAUAAAGUCUAUAACUCCAGGCUUAGGGGCUGGGGGUGGGAGACUGAAAGCAGGGAGCCCCAGGGGACACAUGAGAGGGGAUCCCAGGUGGCCCUUAAUAGAGCCGUGCAUUUCCAUUGCCUGUCUAGAUUCCCCCUCAGGCUGCUGUUGGGGGUGGGAGAUAGGGGUACAGCAGGUAUAAGAGGCUGGUGUGGCUGUAGGAAGGCUGAUGGCAGCAUGGAUUCCAGGCGGGUGAUAGUGCUGCUGGUGUUGCUACUGUUAACGGACUGGGGCCAUGCUGAAGUACCAAGAGGCCAGGAUGGAGGAGACCAGGUCUUUGUGAAAGAAGACAAUGGACCCAGCUCACUGCAGCAUGCCCAGACCCCUGGGUCCCUCUUGCGCUCCCUGCUCCAGGCCAUGGAGAGACCUGGCCGGAGUCCAGCCUUCCUGUUUCAGCCCCAGAGGUUUGGCAGAAAUACCUGGGGACCCUGGAGCAACGAGCAACUGAAUCCCCGGGCUGGAGAGUUCUGGAGCCUGGCUGCCCCUCAGCGCUUUGGGAAAAAAUAAGUGUCAUCCCUUGAUGUGUUUGCAUGCAAGGCCCAAAGUGCCAUGUGUCCCCCCAAAUAAAGUGGUCUGGCUUCUGAA
This is a messenger RNA of Marmota flaviventris (yellow-bellied marmot), 3452 nucleotides long. RefSeq names its product neuropeptide FF-amide peptide precursor (gene Npff). The record is from RefSeq and is a predicted model, not a curated record. Gene Ontology annotation, cellular component: dendrite; perikaryon; axon terminus. NCBI's taxonomy places the organism in Eukaryota, Metazoa, Chordata, Mammalia, Rodentia, Sciuridae. Gene Ontology annotation, biological process: excitatory postsynaptic potential. Gene Ontology annotation, molecular function: G protein-coupled receptor binding; neuropeptide hormone activity.